GUUGUACUUUCAAUUGAAUAUACACAGCACAAAGUGUAUCUUUUCUUGACGACGGCGCGGAAACGUGAACCAGGGGUUGAAGUGGAACUGAGAAGUCUUUUCGCCAGCAGUAUCUAUCACAUGCACUCGGGGUUGCUCGCAAGUUCAAAGAAAAAGACAGAACCUUUAACCGUGCCGUGGUCCGAGAGCAGUAGACGGCGCUAUGUAUGUGUGCAUGUGUGCGAGACAAAUCGAAUUGGAAGCCAACAACAACAAAGUUACAGAAGAAAUCUUUAAGAUACUCGUACAGAGUACAUAGGAGAUAAGACACGGCAUAGCGAUUGUCAAGUAGUAGGGAGGGUUUGGCUUCGAACGUCGUUUUUCUUGUAUUUUUGGCUCGGGCUCCGGUUUUGGCUUUAGCCUGGCAGGUUCAGGUCUUGUCUAUGUGUGGCGUGACGGUGGCAACGAAGAUAGUGCUGUAAUGUGCUGGGUCGGUACGGUUACGGUCGAGUCGGGUCGGGUCGUGUACCUUUUGGCACCGACUGUUUUGCCAGUCAGGCUCUAAAAGGCCUUACGAGAACACAGUGUUGUUUACGUGUGUGCUUCUGUGUGUGCUCCUACUGUGCUGCACUGGAAACAACACUCGAACUUUUAAGGAUAUUUUUUAAAGGAAAAAAAAAUACGAAAAUUCGAAUUUUACGCGAAUCAAAAUGUUGUGGAAUAAUUAGUAAAAAUAUUUUUUUUCAUUCGAAUGAUCGUCGGAAAAAGGAACUGAACAAAUGAUAGUUAUUCAGAACAAGAUCGACGUUUGUUUGAUUUUACGGUUCUUCAAGUUGUUUCUAUCAUAUCGCGAUAAGGUGUUUCGUCCUCAGAGAAUCCUUGUUGUUUUAAAUAUCUGCGCCAAAUGUGGAUUGAGUGUCGGUCUUUCACAGUGGUUAGCGUGUUCUUACGUAAAAUUUGGCGCGCAGCCUACUCGGUUGAUGAUCGAACAUUGACCAUGUUUGCGAACAUUCCGAAAGUUUUGUAAUUUUCUGAUGAAAGUUUAGUUUGCGGGAAAUGUGGUAAAUUAAAGCAAAAAAACACGAAAGAUAUUUGAUUCUGUUUAAAAAAAAUCGAAAAUUAGUCCAAGAAAUCACCGUUGGAUUGGCCAGCGAGUGCUUCAGUGGAUAUGCGAAUUGUGCAAGAUCAGUGAAUUUUCUCUACAAAUAAUCGACUAUCGGAGUGUUGACAAUUUUGAAAAAAAUAAGCCGAAGCGAACUAUAGCGGCAAAAGUUUUUCUACGAUUCUUCGAUUUAAUUCCUGUUACUUCCUUACAAGGAUUCUGAUCGUGCCAUUUUUCAGCGACUGGGUCCUUGUACCUCCAUAUCUUUUUUUCCCCCGGUGUUUUUGAUAAGCCGCCAAAAUUAUUACUCACAAUUCAUUAAGUGUGUACGGGGGUGGCGUUAUGUGCGCCUCACCGUCCACAGCGACCGGGUUUUUUAACCCCCGAUCGCAAUCCUCCGAGUUGAGCGCGCUCGAACUCGGGUUUCCGCGUAGUAUGGCCCUGGUGGCACCGCCGCCCCCCAGUGCUUGGCAUGAUCCAAAUUUGAGUAGUCACAUACCUGUUUCGGGAUCAGGGACCGGUUUAUCGUCCGGUGCUGGUGGGGGAGGUGGAAGCGGCGGAACCGGAAGCGGCACAGGAACAUCUAUAACACCCAAGGAGGAACUCACAAACCUGUCAGGUCAUCAUGGGAGUGCAGGGGGUGGAAGUUUAGGAUCUCUUGUUAGUGCAAAAGAUUGCCUGCCCGCCAGCACAACACCUGGAUCACAGGCAAAUAGUUCACAGAGUAGUAGUGGUGGUGGAUCGCAAAUUGACAAAAAUCAAAAUAUUGAAUGUGUUGUGUGUGGUGAUAAAAGUUCCGGAAAGCACUAUGGGCAAUUUACGUGCGAAGGCUGUAAAUCAUUUUUUAAACGGUCGGUUCGAAGAAAUUUAACGUAUUCGUGUCGUGGCAAUAGAAACUGUCCAAUAGAUCAGCAUCAUAGAAAUCAGUGCCAACACUGUCGAUUAAGAAAGUGCCUAAAAAUGGGUAUGAGAAGAGAAGUUCAACGAGGACGGGUACCACCAACACAACCAGGCCUCACAGGAAUGCACGGGCAAUAUCAAUUAGCGAAUGGCGAUCCAAUGGGUGUGGCGGGUUUCAACGGUCAUUCAUACUUAAGUUCCUAUAUCUCCCUGCUCUUACGUGCCGAACCAUAUCCAACGACAAGAUACGGACAAUGCAUGCAACCAAAUAAUAUCAUGGGCAUCGAUAAUAUCUGCGAAUUAGCUGCCCGACUACUCUUCAGUGCGGUUGAAUGGGCGAAAAACAUACCAUUUUUUCCUGAACUACAGGUGACAGAUCAAGUGGCGCUCCUGCGAUUAGUGUGGUCUGAAUUGUUCGUACUAAAUGCGUCACAAUGUUCGAUGCCCCUGCAUGUUGCCCCUCUUCUAGCCGCAGCUGGUUUGCAUGCUUCCCCUAUGGCAGCGGAUCGUGUGGUUGCAUUCAUGGAUCAUAUACGAAUCUUCCAGGAGCAGGUGGAGAAGCUGAAAGCGUUACAUGUUGACUCAGCCGAAUAUUCGUGUCUAAAAGCAAUAGUCCUAUUCACUACAGAUGCCUGCGGUCUUUCGGAUGUUACGCAUAUAGAAUCUCUUCAGGAGAAAUCGCAAUGUGCCCUGGAAGAAUAUUGUCGGACGCAAUAUCCAAAUCAGCCAACCCGUUUUGGGAAAUUACUUCUGAGGCUUCCAUCCUUACGAACUGUUUCAUCACAAGUCAUCGAACAAUUAUUUUUUGUACGUCUAGUCGGUAAAACACCAAUUGAAACAUUGAUACGUGAUAUGCUUUUGUCCGGUAAUAGUUUUUCGUGGCCGUAUUUACCGUCAAUGUGACAUACAAUGUGGCGACAACUGGCAACAACCUGAUCAUCAGCAAUGGGACCAACAAUGGUCCCCACCCUCUCAACCUACUGUGGUGCUACUACUAAUACUAUGUUAAAUACUUCUACUUCAAUCGAUAUGAAUCUAUCAUCGACAUCUAUGACUGAUAGUUUAUCAUCGUCAUCGAAUUUAGUUGACAACAGCGAGGUUCCAGUUGUUGUUGAUGUCAAAUAAAGACCACGUCUUAACUCCGCUCCUUUGGAUACAAUAUCAAAAUUUGCUGAUACUCUCAGAUUUAAUCAACUAUGCCAGCAAGCAGAUAAGUAGAAAAUUUUAAGAUGAAAAGGAUGUUUUUAAAACAGAAAGGAAAUUUGAUAUUUAUCGCAGAAAAAGAAACAAAUGAAAUAUGGUUAAAUGAGGCUAGUUUUUAGGUCUAAGUAAAUCCUUUUUCGGAUAUUUCUGAUGCCGAUUUACGUUCAACGAUCUUUGGCAUAAAAUUGAAACUCCUCGAAUGGCACUCUUACUUAAUUUAAGAUAGGCGGACCGAACUUUAGAUAUUUUUAAUUUUUUAAUCAAAAUAAUGAAUAAAAUAUGCUUUAAGGUGCCAUUUCUUCAAAAAAGUUUUUUCAAUACGAGGCAUUGAAUUGAGAAGUGAAAGAUCCUUUUUAUUUUCAUUCUACUUGAGUCACUAUUUAUAGACAAAUGCUUCCAUGAUGAAAAUGUUAAUUUUUUAUAGUUUUUACUCUGAUUCAUCAAUCCUGUUCAAUAAUAGUAGAUCCGCUUUUUUUUACUUCUUCUUUUUCUUCAGCCUUUGCCCCGUUCACAAGUGGGGUCGGCUCGAGUAGAUCCGUUUUUUUUUUGUGAAGUUCAAUAAUCUACCUUCACGGCAACGAACAAAAUUUCACCUGUCUUCACUUCCCUACUCAAUUUCUACAGUGGAGUUCAUUCCUCCUAAUUAAUAUAUAGCAGUGCAUAUGUAACCCUUAUUCCAGUGCAAAACAAAUUUCUCCGAAUUCAAUUCAUUUCUAUCUUUUAAAAUGUCUAAACAAAAGCACACGAAAUUUGAUGAAGUAACUGCCAAGUAAUAAAUGCGUUCAAAUUUUUGUUAAAAACAAUAAUUCCGAAACUUAUUUUGCUUGCAUCGUUUUAUUUAUACAGAUCAGAUUUGUAGUAAAAUGCAUUGUAGUAAAACCGUCCACUUUAAUACUUCAUUUUUACUUCUGAAAGAAAAAUCAAAUGAUGAAGGACAUUCUUAACUUGAUACUAAGUAAAAGCAAACCAAAGUUUGAAUUUUUAAACUAAUAUUUUCAUUGAAAUACAAUUAAACUUGAAAUAAUCGACUAUUUUCCUUUUAUUUAUCACUUUACUUAAAAAAUCUAAUUUAUUUUGAGUGAUAUAUUGCACGGUUUUUUCCAUUUUUCAAUACGGUAGAAAUUCAAUCUUCUUUCAAACACUUUACGCACAGAUUAUACAUAUACAUAUAUUUUAGUUUCAAAUUCUUCUUAUCACUAAGAUAGAAAAUCAAAAAAUGACAUAAAAUCAAAAUGAUAUCAGUUUCCAUUAUGUUUAGAUGCAAUUUUUACUGUUGUGAUUUUUCUUAGUUUUUUUUACAACAUAUUUUGUAUUGAAGACCAUUUUUCACCUUAGGAUAAUUAAUAUAAAAAUGUAAAUAUGACUUUGUAUGUUUAAAUUUAGUUGAAUAAGGAUAUAAAAUAUAAAAUGAAAUUUAGAUGAAUUACCUAUAAUAUAUUUGUUUAGCAAAAUUUGUAAUCCUACGAAUAAAAUUGUCAUAAAUAAUGUUUUUAUGAUAAAAAGUACAUAGACAUGCACCCAAUCUGUAAAUAGUCCUAUAUAUAUAUAUUGUAUAAAUACAGAAGAACCUGUGUUAAGACUCAGAUAAAUAUAUUAUCUAUAUAAUAAAAUCAAUAUAUUCAUAAGAAUUGAGAAAGAAACACUUAAAUUAUAUUAAAAAUUUUAUUUAAAAUAAAAAAUAAUUGGGAUUAAAAGUAAUAAAAGAUACUUAGUGAAAAUUAAACAGUUUAAACAAAGACGUCGAAAUGAAAAAUGUUAGUUAUUGUAUGUAUGUAUGUGUGUUAAUAUGAAUGAACAAUGAAUGGAACGAAAGUUUUGGAUGAACUGCAUAUUAUGUUAUUAAAUUUGUAUGCUCAAUAUAAUGAGAAUGUUGUCUAAAUGAUUGAUAGUGGCAAAUGUAAAACCAACUGUAAUAUCUCAUAAAUUGAAUAAAAAACAAAAAUUGAUUAUAUG
Hermetia illucens (black soldier fly) is the source of this 5137-nucleotide messenger RNA. It is a transcript of the gene svp, whose product is annotated as steroid receptor seven-up, isoforms B/C. The transcript has 5 exons. Gene Ontology annotation, molecular function: nuclear receptor activity; RNA polymerase II cis-regulatory region sequence-specific DNA binding; zinc ion binding. Bases 1424 to 2884 code for a protein of 486 amino acids. Lineage: Eukaryota; Metazoa; Arthropoda; Insecta; Diptera; Stratiomyidae. Gene Ontology annotation, biological process: regulation of transcription by RNA polymerase II; cell differentiation; anatomical structure development. The record is from RefSeq and is a predicted model, not a curated record.